Messenger RNA from Oldenlandia corymbosa var. corymbosa, 3972 nucleotides. The record is from the annotation of a GenBank genome assembly. NCBI's taxonomy places the organism in Eukaryota, Viridiplantae, Streptophyta, Magnoliopsida, Gentianales, Rubiaceae.
GAGAAAAUAAUAUGCAGUAGUAUUUGUUUCACUCUUAGUAGUCAAUAUAAAACCUUUUUAUUCCUUUUUAAGGAUUUACUACUAGUGUGCUAGAGAUAUAUCGUUUGGAUCCGAAACGCCCAUAUUAACGGCAAGGCCGGAAAUCGGAUCCCAAAAUGCCAGUGAAAACCAGCUCCAGCACCGGCGGUGCCGCUGCCGGCCCAACCACUUUCCCCUGCACCGUUUCUUCUCUCUUCCUGUCUAUCUCCUUCCUUUGCGUCGUCUCACUUUGCCUCUUCCUUUUCCGCUUCAAUCCCACUAUAACCCCGUCGCUUAAUCUCCACAAUAACCUUCAAAUUUCUCAAAAUUCCGUCAGAGUCUACGUAGCGGACCUUCCCAGAUCCCUCAACUAUGGGCUCUUAGAGAAGUACUGGUCUUUAACCUCUGAUUCGAGGCUUGGAAGUGAAGUAGACAAUGAGAUCAGAAAGACCCUUUCGUCUAAAGAUUCUCAAAAGUUCCUUCCAUAUCCUGAGAGCCCGUUGAUUAAGCAGUACAGUGCAGAGUACUGGAUCAUGGGCGAUUUGGUAACUCCCGAAGAGCUGAAGAAGGAUUCUUUAGCUAAAAGAGUGUUUAGUAUUGAUGAGGCUGAUGUGAUUUUUGUUCCAUUUUUCGCUACCCUCAGUGCGGAAUUGCAGCUGGGUUUGAAUAAGGGAGUGUUCCGGAAGAAGGUUGAGGAUAAUGAGGACUAUCAGAGGCAGAAAAUGGUGCUGGAUCUUGUGAAGAAGUCUGAGGCUUGGCAGAGGUCUGGUGGCCGGGAUCAUGUCUUUGUUCUUACUGACCCUGUUGCCAUGUGGCAUGUUAAAGCGGAGAUAGCCCCUGCAAUUCUACUGGUGGUUGAUUUUGGUGGAUGGUACAAGGUGGACUCAAAAGGAUCAAGUGAUAACUCAUCAGAUAUGAUCCAUCAUACCCAGGUUUCGCUGCUGAAAGAUGUUAUUGUACCCUACACCCAUUUACUGCCUAGGUUGCAUAUAUCAGAAAACAAGAAGCGGCAUACACUUCUUUACUUUAAAGGAGCUAAGCAUAGGCAUCGGGGUGGCCUAGUCCGAGAAAAAUUGUGGGAUUUACUGGUGAAUGAACCUGCAGUUGUGAUGGAAGAAGGCUUUCCUAAUGCCACUGGCAAGGAACAGUCUAUACAUGGUAUGAGGACAUCUGAGUUCUGCUUGCACCCUGCGGGGGACACACCUACCUCGUGCAGACUUUUUGAUGCCAUACAAAGUCUCUGUAUUCCUGUAGUAGUUAGUGACGAGAUUGAGCUCCCCUUUGAAGGAAUCGUGGAUUAUUCAGAAUUUGCAGUAUUUGUUGCAGUUAAUGAUGCACUGACGCCAAAUUGGCUUGUCAAUCAUCUUAAAAGCUUUUCUGAUGAGCAGAAGAACAAAUUGAGGAGAAAAAUGGCAGAGAUUCAGCCUGUAUUUGACUAUGAUAAUGGUUAUCCGGGUGGUAUAGGACCUUCGCCUCCGAAUGGCGCAGUGAAUCAUAUAUGGAAAAAGGUCCUCCAAAAGCUCCCGCUGAUAAAGGAAGCCGUAACUCGAGAGAGGAGAAAGCCCUCGGGUGUUUCUGUUCCACUUCGAUGCCAUUGUACAUGAAUUUAUUUUUUAAUAUUAUGUGCAUGCAUAUGUUGUAUCACUUGUGCUUAAAUUUUCUUCCCUGCCAAUUUAUAUUCCAUGAGAUUCAUUCUUUCUUGUGGUUUUGUUAUCACUUCUGCGGCAGCAUCUUUUCUUAUAGCUUUAAGAGUACGUAGUAUCUAAUCUAUUGACUCAGAUUAUAUUGGCCAUGGUUUGAAUUAUAUUGUUUAUCCUUAAAUCUGAAGGCAGAAAGAUCGUUUUUGGCUUUAGUUUCUUCAUUUUAUAAUUCCGAUUCAACACAUAUACGUUUGGUAAUGGUUCACUACCUUAAAAACUGUCGUUACAUUCACUGUUUUAUGAUCAAAGUUGACGUAGAUGCUCUGCGGCAGGCAGAAGUUAAUAAAAGGGUUCUGAACAAAGCCUAUGAAAACCUAGAUAUCCACUGUUUAUGCUCGUAACCACUUGGGAAAGGGUUCAUUUGUUUCAUCUUGUCACCCAGCUAGUAGUUUUGGAAUGCAUAUUCUUCCCUGUAUACACCUGAGGAAUUGAGUCAAAAUAUUUAGCCCCCAUUCCCCAGUGUUCAUGAUAAACGGCAUACUCAGAAUAUGGGAAUUUGACAUUAUUAAAAUUUGAUCUUUGCAGCAGAAUUUCUACAGAAUCUCUACAUUUUUCAAUUCUACAACAUUAAAAGCUUUCCACUUUCUGUGGACAUUCAAUUUGGUAUCUAAAUGAAAACACUAGUUUAUCGCCACUGUAUGGAAAACUAUGCAUAAAAACAAAUCACCCACUGAAUUGAAACAAUGUACCUCAAUCAAGUAGAAUCAGGGUUCCUUUCAUUGACGUCUAUCUCCACGCAGGGAAUGUUGGCUAUCUUCGACCAAUAAUCACCUCCAUCUUUCAUGCAUUGAUCUUUGAGUUUCUUACAGUUACUAAUCUCAAGACGCCAAAGUCCAUUGAGGAUGUUUUCGUUAGGCAAGGUCUUAAGUUUAGGACAGGUCAUGAGAGAUAAAUGUUGCAGGGAGGUCAAUCUAUCAAGACAUUUUGACAGCGAUUUGAGAUUUUUGAACCUUGCAAUAGAAAACCUUGUUAUUGAGGAAGGAAAGAGGUUUUCAUCAUCAGCAAAAGAAUCAUGCUUUGAGAAACCACCACAGAUGGAAAGUUCCUUAAGAGAGGUGAGUCUGUCAAGCUUCCAUUCAGCCAGGGGCCUGAGUUUCCUUGAAUCCCAUAUCCGAAGUGAAGUUAAACUUGAAGGCAAGUUUGCUUGGGGAAAAGUCUCAAGGUUUGAGCAACCACGGAUUUCCAAUGAAACAAGGGAUGAGAUGCGGUGAAUAUUUGAGGGUGUAGAUUUGAGUUGGGAACAAUAUUCAAUGGAAAGGAUCCGCAGAUUUGGUGUCGGCAAUCCUUGCUGUGGAAAAGACUCCAAGGUUUCACAAUGAGAUAUGUGUAGUUCAGCAAGGUGGGAAAAACAGUGCAUGUGGCGAAGUAAAGUACCGACAUUCUCCCAAUUGGAAAUAUUAAGUUCUGCUAGAGACAUGCUGCGGUUCUGCUCAAAAAUUUUGUCUGAAACUGGUUCUAGAUGCUCAACAUUUAUUAUGACAACUUUCUUGAACGUAGUUGGAAAGCUACUUUCUGACCAGGCCCUCAAUGAUGAACAAUCCUUGAGCUCCAAUCUUUCCAGAUUAGACAAGCCAUUUGGAAGGGAGUUCAGGGCAUUACAACCUUGUAACAAAAGGCGUCGAAGCAUGGGUGGGACACCUGUCUCUGGAAAGGAAACCAGUUUUGGGCAAGUCUUGAUGAUUAUCUCCCUUAAGUUCUUGAGCUUACUCAGUUCCAGGGGCAAGGAACUUAAAGUCGGACAACCAAAUAUUUCCAAGACUUCAAGAUUAAGUGGCAGCUGUUGAUCCUCAUCCCCUAAGCAGACAAUAUUCGAACAGUCUUCUACAACAAGACGUUUCAGGCAUGUAAGACUCUCUGUGGACACAUCAUGUUCCCACAAUGAGAUAAAUUCGUCACAGUUACAGAUCUCGAGGGCUUCAAGUUUUUCAGUGUACUGCAUAAGAUCUCUUGAGAUACAUGUAAACCCAGUAACUGAUUCAAGCUUUAAGUAUGUAAGCAAGUUCAGAUGCUUGAAACUAUGCAGUAUCACCUUGCUGCAUUCGUGAAGAUCUAAUUCAUGAAGAUAAGGAAGACUCAAAGAUGAGACUUUAGCCAGUUUCUGACACUUGUAAAUGCUUAGCUGAUGAAGACGAGGGAACUGAAAUUCAGAUGGCUGAUCUCCAGUACCACAAGACCAUUCCUCCCACUCAGGCAUGCAAUCAAACCUCAAAGUCUCCAGGCAUGGAAAUGGGUGUUCUAGAGGAUAAUUACUCUU